AUAAAGUACAAAUAUACAGCAUUGAAGUGAGAGAAUCGAAGAAGCUGCUGACCAUAAUUCUGAAAAACAUAGUAAAAAUUAGUAAAAGAGAAGGGAAAGAAUUGCUUUUGUAUUUUGAUGCAUCAUUAGAAAUCACUAGUGUGACACAAAAAAUUUUUGGUGCACAUAAAUAUAGGGAAUUUACCAGAAAACAGGGUAUUUCGGUUGCCAAAACAUCUGUGCAUAUACUUUUUGAUGCAAGUGGAUCACAGAUUCUAGUGCCAGAAAGUCAAGUCUCACCCACCGAAGAGGAACUCACUACUUUGAAAGAAAAACCUAACUCCCAAAAGGAAUUUGCUAAACCUCCGAAAUAUAUCAAAAACUGUAAUCAAGGAGACAGAAAGAAUAGUCAGCUUGAGAUAAUUACUCCUAGCAAAAGAAAAAUGUCUGAAGCAUCAAUGAUUGUUCCUGGUGCAGACAGAUACACUGUGAGAAGUCCAAUUCUUUUAAUCAACACAUCAACACCACGAAGAGGAAGAAUUAAACCACCACUGCAAAUGAUGAGUUCUGCAGAAAAACCUGAUACACCUAAAACAUCAGAAAGUGGAGUGGAUAAUGCUGUAUUUCUUAUAUCUAGACCAUCUGAAGGAAGAAAUAGUGGAGAUAAUACAGACAAACAUAUCAAAAUGGCUAAAGUUGUAAAGAAGACAGAAAAUAAGGUUGUUGAAUUCCCAAACCAAAAUAUGAAUGACCUGCAGGAUAUCGUUCCAGAUUCCCAAGCAGUGGAGAAAAUAGAUAAACCUGUGUUACGUGGUGUUUUGGACAACAUCUGUGGGGGAAAAAUGCCCUCCAAAUGGUCCUGUUGGACUCCUGUAACAAAUAUUAAUCUAUGUAAUAACCAAAGAGCAGAUACUUCAUCAGGAGACAUAUUCAGUCAAGAUGUUACUGUGAACAAAAAACUUAGGAAACAAAAAUCAUCCUCUUCAAUAUCUGAGGAUAAUUCUGAAGAAACAGAAAAGAUGCAAUAUAAGAAAAAAACAAUGCAGCAUAACAAAAUAGAGAAAGCAAAAGUAGGAGUGUGCAAAAGAGACACUCAGCAACGACUAAAUCAUGCUAAACAUUCGGAGCAGAAAAAUACUGAAAAUACCAAGCAAAGUGAUUGGCAUAUUGAAUCUGCAACUACUUUUAAGUCCGUUCUCCUAAAUAAGACAGUUGAAGAAUCUCUGAUCUAUAGGAAGAAAUACAUACUGUCAAAAGAUGUGAAUACUGCUAUUUGUGAUAAAAGCCCUUCUCCUAGAAAAAAUGUGAAAAGUCAUAGAAAAGCAGGGAAAAGAUUAACAUCUGAACUUAAUUCCUGGGAUUUGAAACAAAAAAAAAUGAGAGGAAAGUCAAAAGAGAAAGGAUUUACUGAUGCAGCAGAAUCCUUGAUAAACCAAAUUAAUAAGAGGUAUAAACCAAAGGAUGACAUAAAGUCCACAAGAAAAUUCAAGGAGUCUUUGAUUGACAGUGGUUUUUCAAACAAAUCUGAUCUACAGCUCAGUAAGGAAAAGGUUCAGAAAAAAAGUUAUAGACAACUGAAGACUACUUUUGUUAAUGUUACUUCUGAAUGCCCAUUGAAUGAUGUUUACAAUUUUAAUUUGAAUGGAGCUGAUGAGCCUAUUAUAAAACUUGGAAUCCAGGAAUUUCAAGCUACAGCUACAGAAGCCUGUUUGGAUAAUUCAAUAAAAUUGUUUAAGGAAUCAUGAUGAACUUGAAACUUCUCUCAAAACAACAG
Molecule: messenger RNA, 1753 nt
Organism: Leptonychotes weddellii (Weddell seal)
Lineage: Eukaryota; Metazoa; Chordata; Mammalia; Carnivora; Phocidae
Source: RefSeq, a predicted model, not a curated record